Molecule: messenger RNA, 1245 nt
Organism: Asparagus officinalis (garden asparagus)
Lineage: Eukaryota; Viridiplantae; Streptophyta; Magnoliopsida; Asparagales; Asparagaceae
Exons: 4
Coding region: 1-1245 (414 amino acids)
Source: RefSeq, a predicted model, not a curated record
AUGACGAUUGAUGACAUGAUUCGCAGAUCAGAGAGGAUUCCUGCUUGGUGGCACACAGCUUUAACCGGUGAGGGACAACGAUUUGAAAGUGCGAAGGAGUUAAGAUUGGCCUUGCUAUACUACUCCACGGUAAAAAAAUUUGAAUACGAGUUUGGGAAGAAUGAACCGAAGCGUAUUCGAGUGUUUUGUCGGUUUAAGGCAGCAAAAAAUUGUCCGUGGAUGUUAUUUGCCUCUCCACCGAAAAAUGAUAAUAGACUUGAAAUCAAAAGGUUUGUGGACAAUCACAGUUGUAGGCAGCAUGGCAAUAAUGCUGGUCAAUCUAGAGUCUCAAGGCGAUUCAUUGCUACCCAAUUACAACCCACAUUAAAGGUUCGACCGGAUAUACAGCCUAUUGACGUUCAAAAGGAGUUUCUAAGCUCGUAUGGGAUUAGGGUCGAUUAUAGUAAGAUUUGGUGGGGUAAAGAAAGAGCACAAGAGAAAUUAUAUGGUGAUGCCCAUGAGUCCUACGAUCAAUUACGAUGGUAUGUAGAAGAGGUCAAGAAGACAAACCCAGGUAGCUAUAUUCAUGUUGAACAAAAUGAGGGGAGGUUUACAAGGUUAUUCAUAUGCUACGCCGCCUGCAUAAAUGGUUUUUUAUACGGCUGUAGACCACUCUUAUUUUUGGAUGGUACCUUUCUUAAAGAUCGAUUCAAAGGCAUACUCCUAAGCGCCGUAGCAUAUGAUGGAAAUCAGGGGAUAUUUCCAUUGGCGUAUUGUAUAUGCGAUCAGGAAAAUAAUGUUAACUGGAAGUGGUUCUUACAAGGUUUGUGGUCUAUUCUCUAUGAAAGGCCAGAUCCAUACAACCCUCCACACAAGCUAGUGAUAAUUUCAGAUGCGGAUAAGGGGAUCAGAGAAGCAGUUAGAGAAUUUUUUCCAGAUUCUAUACACUCUCGAUGUGUGUUGCAUCUAGUUGAGAACUUCAGGACAAAGUUGAAGGAUUUGGGAUUCAAAUCAAAAGAUACUCAGAUCUUGGGUAAUCUAUUGCAAUCUGCCUGUUAUAAAUAUACUAGAGCAGAAUGGAACGAUUACAUAGACGACAUUAGACUGGUUGACGAAAGAGUUUACAAUAUUGUGAUGAACUACGCUCCAGAGAACUGGGCCAAUGCGUUUUUCCCUGGAGUUAAAUAUGGUCACGUUACAUCAAUGUUGCAGAGUCAUUUAACAAAUGGAUACAUGAGGCUAGGCUACUACGGAUACUUCAACUGA